This is a messenger RNA of Rhodamnia argentea, 1391 nucleotides long. RefSeq names its product non-functional NADPH-dependent codeinone reductase 2-like. The record is from RefSeq and is a predicted model, not a curated record. Gene Ontology annotation, cellular component: cytosol. The transcript has 5 exons. Bases 5 to 1114 code for a protein of 369 amino acids. NCBI's taxonomy places the organism in Eukaryota, Viridiplantae, Streptophyta, Magnoliopsida, Myrtales, Myrtaceae. Gene Ontology annotation, molecular function: aldose reductase (NADPH) activity.
UUAUAUGAAGCUCAGAUGCGGUAUCUGCAUUAUUGGCAGAGAAGAACGAAUUAAGACAAUACGAUCUCAAAGAGAUUACCAAGGCAAAAGUUCCCUGCAUCAUCUGCUAUCUCCUGCACAAUCCAAGAUGAAAACCAAAUCUGACGUUACUCCGGCUAGCAUUCCGGCAGCGGCAUUGAAGUCCAGUGGCCGGAAAAUCCCACUCUUGGGAUUCGGCACGGCAGCGUUUCCGAAUGUGGAUCAUGAAGUCACGAAGGCGGCAGUUCUUGGAGCAAUUAAGCUGGGAUACAGACAUUUUGACACUGCAACUCUCUACCACACGGAGGAGCCAAUUGGAGAAGCCAUCGCUGAAGCGGUCUCGCAGGGGCUGAUCAAAUCAAGAGAAGAUCUCUUCAUCACCACCAAGCUCUGGUGCAGCGAUGCUCAUCCUGGGCUUGUCCUACCGGCUCUCAAGAAUAGCCUCAAAAAUAUCAAGUUGGAUUACAUAGAUCUCUAUCUCAUCCACUGGCCUGUGAGUACAAAACCCGGAACCUCCGAGUUCCCAAUGAAGAAAGAACAUUUCAUGCCCAUGGACUUCAAAGCUGUUUGGGCAGACAUGGAGGAGUGCCAGAGAAAAGGACUCGCAAGAAGCAUUGGGGUCAGCAAUUUCUCUUGUAAAAAGCUCUCUUUCAUCCUGGCCAAUGCACAGAUACCCCCUGAAGUCAACCAGGUAGAGUUUAAUCCAUUGUGGCAGCAAAAGAAGCUUCGGGAGUUCUGCGAGGCCAAUGGGGUUCUGCUGACUGCUUACUCUGUUUUAGGAGCGGUAGUAAGCAAUGGAGGAAGCAAUAAGGUGAUGGACUGUAAGCAGCUGAAGGAGAUCGCUAGGGCCAAAGGGAAAACUGUUGCCCAGAUUUGUCGCAGAUGGGCAUAUGAACAAGGGGUUUGUGUACUCGCCAAGAGCUUCAACAAGGAGAGGAUGAAAGAGAACCUUGAGAUUUUCGACUGGGAAUUGACGGAGGAAGAAUCGAGGAAGAUCGACGAGAUCCCGCAGAGCAGAGGAUACCUUGGGGAAGAAUACAUCUCCGAGCACGGGCCUUACCGGACAUUUGCCGAGCUCUGGGAUGGUGGAUUGUGAGCAGCCGAGGGAACUGAAGGACACUUCUUACAACUAGGUCUUGUAUGUGCCACACUCUUUUGUUGGCAAGUAGUAACGAAUGAAUGGAUCUGAAUCCAGAGAGCAGGAAACUUAUUUAGUAGAAAAGUCGUAAUAAAGUUUUAUUGGGGCUCGCAUGAAGAGGCACCAAAUUGCCGGAACAUUUUCAAUUUCAACUAGACAAAGUAGCUUGAAAUUUCCACCAAAACAGGUCUUCAACCUGCAAGGCUUUUAAAAAUUGCUCGUACAUUAAACGGGA